Molecule: messenger RNA, 893 nt
Organism: Prorocentrum cordatum
Lineage: Eukaryota; Dinophyceae; Prorocentrales; Prorocentraceae
Source: the annotation of a GenBank genome assembly
AGGAGGGCAGCGCCUGGCCCUCCUUCCUCCGCCGCUCGAAGAGCCGCGACGGCGGCAGGCGGACGCAGCCGACACCGUCCCGGCCGCCGCCGGCUCCGCACCAGGGCGAUUUCCCGAUCGCGGAGGGCGCCGCCGCCGCCGAGCCCUCCGAGGGCGGCGGCGGCAGCAGCGCGGCGGGCGAGGAGGCCUCGGCGGGCGCCGUCGCGGAGCGGCCCGCCGGACAGAGAACCUGGACGCUGUGGAGGCGCGAGCCCCCCGCCGGGCGCGGCGCCUCGCCGAGCACCUCGGCGGUCCAGGUGUCGCUUCCCGGCAGGCCCGCGGGCGACGACGGCUCCCAGCCCAGCAAGGACGCGGCGGACCCGGGCAACGGCUCGGAGGAAGACUGCGCUGGGGACAAGGACGGCCUGGCGCCCGACGAGAGGGAGGGCGACAGCCUGCAGUGCGAGGCAAUGCCGGCCACCGGCGACGGUGCAGGAGAGUCUGUGACUCAGUUCCCGGCUGUGAUCGACACCGAGCUCGGCCUGAUGCUGGACGCACCCGGCAUCGAUGACACGAUGCUGCGGUUCAGUGACGACGAGGCCGGUCGCCGUGUGGCGCUGGCCCUGGCAGCGUCUGGCGUCACACACGUGAAGUUCCUCGUGUUCGAGAGCCUCGCCAAUGACGCAAUGCAGCUGCGCAGUACACUCGAGAAGCUGUUCAGGGCGUUCGGUGCGGCGGUAGCACCUGCGACACUCGUGCUGGCCACCAAAGCAGACAUGCUAACCCGCGCUGUCAUCAUCUGCGCGGGCGGCCGCGCCGUCCUCAGAGUGGCCAGCGCCACCGACGCCAUGGCGCCCAAGCGCGCCGCGGUGGCCCUCGAGAUUCGGUUCCUGUGCAAGCUGUUGCUGCAUCAG